CUAUAAAUGAAGGACAGCGUUCUAGCUGUGUGAAGGAAAUGCAAGAACAAGGUAUGUGAAAGCUUGACAUAGAAAGUCAGGUAUAUAACUGAUGAAUAAACAUCUACAUAUGGAUUUUUGGAAUAUGUCCUGGGAAACAUUUGACCAUUCAAGUACAAAUCGAAGCUAAAUGUUUGAAAUUAAGACCAUUUAAGCACAUUAGCCUAGCAGUAAGAUACAUUGAAAACAAGACGCAAAUCCUAAGGUGUAUCUUAACUAGUGCAACAAUGAAUAGACAAGCAGACACCGAUCCCGUCUGCCGACAAUGUAUGCCCCUUUUGUACGGGGCACAACACGAUCAUCUCGAAUGUGUCCGUGUUCUUGUGUCAGCCGGGGCACACGUUGACGUCACUGAUGCGAAUGGCUCUACAGCUUUGCUGUACGCUUCACGCCACGGACAUCCGGAAUGUGUUCAAUAUUUACUGGAGAUCGGUGCAGCAGCAAAUGUUAAAAACAAGUAUGGGAAAACUCCCUUGAUAAGGGCUUGCAGCCGGGGUAAUCUCGACUGUGUUCUCCCUCUCAUAAGACAUGGGGCUGACGUCAACGCAGUUGACAGCAGACAUGAGACGCCUCUGAUGAAGGCUGCCAAAAAUGGACACGCCCAGGUCGCAAAUACUCUACUGGAUGUGGGAGCUGACAUCAAUGCCAGAGACAACAUUGGUAACACAGCGAUUUGUCUAGCCGCCUCAUGCGGUAGAAUAGGGUGCGUUGAAAAGCUGGUGCAACGUAAUGCUGAUGUCAAUGCUAGAAACAAUGAAGGUAACACACCAAUCAUGAUAGCUGCACUAAAGGAAAAUGUAGAUUGUCUGCACGUUUUAAUCAAACACGGGGCUUCUGUAAAUGCAACAUCUUUAAUGGGUCAAACGGCGCUACACAUAAAUUCACGUAAAGGAAAUGUCAUUUGUACAGAGCUUAUUCUAAGCAGCAACCCGUGCGUUGAUGCUAAAGAUAUAAAAGGAAGCACUCCAUUGAUGUAUGCUGCGUCAAAGGGACAUAAUCACUGUCUCAAUGCAUUAAUUUUAUCGGGCGCCGACGUCAACGUACAGAACGCUAAUCAAGACUCAGCCCUGAGCUUGGCUGUGUUAAAUGGUCGUACAGAAUGUGUUAAGCGUCUUCUUGAUGCCAGUGCGGAUGUUAAGCAGAGCCACGCCAAUGGUAACUCUGUGCUUCACAUGACCUGCAUGACCUCGGGUAUGAAAUUACAGUUGUUGAAAACGUAUGACUUUGAUAUGACGUCACAAACGUUCACCGUACACGAUGGUGCUGACACGGCAGACGUAACUCAAGCACUUAUUACAGCCGGUUCUAAUGUAAAUGCAAGAAACAAAGACGAAGCUACACCAAUUAUGCUGGCCGUUUGCUCUGGGAAAGUCGAAAGUACAAAACUAUUGCUUAAACAUAUUUGCUGGAAUUUGUUAUCAGACUCAAAAGGAAACACAGCAUUACAUCAUGCAGUAAUUCAUGGGUCCACAGAGUGUCUGAAAUUGAUUAUAAAUAGUUGCCAGUCAGUGAUAGGAACUGUCAAUAAGAAAAAUGAAACUCCUCUCAUGUUAGCUCAUUUACACAACAGAGAGGAAUGCGCCCGAAUCAUCAUUGAAGCUGGAUCAGUGUGGAAUAUACGAACUAUAAGAAGUCAGCAUGAUGUCACGAGCUCCACAUUAUCAGUUUGCAGUGAGUGUGUCGGAGACUUUGAACGUCCCUGUGAUCAUUACGUUCCGUUGCUGGUAACGGCCACACGAAAGAACCAUCUUUAUUGUAUGUAUGUUCUGUUGCAGGCUGGUAGUGAUAUAGACCAAGUUGACCACGAUGGCAUGACGUCACUCAUGGUAGCCACCAGCAAUGAUCAAUUUACUGCCUUGAAAUGUUUACUUGUGUCUGGGGCAAAUGUUAAUAAACAAUGUCAAAAUGGACGGACGGCGCUCUUUAUGGCGGCAAGUCGAGGUCAUGUUAGGGUUACAAAAUAUUUAAUUGAAAACAAUGCAGAUAUUGAGCUAAAAAACAAUGAUGGUUACUCACCUUUAUUUACUGCUUUGGUUCAAAACAAAUCAGAAUGUAUUGAAAUUCUAAUAAACGCUGGGGCAAAAUGGGACAUUGAACAAAAUAACAAACACCCUGAUAUAGCAGACGAUUCUUUUACGGGUUGCGCCAACUGUAUUGACGCUGUUGUUGAUACGAGGAGGAAACGAGCUAGAAAAAGCGAAGAGAUGAACAAUCCUCUCACCUGUGCCAUUAGACGAGGUCAUUCUCACUGUGUCUACGCUCUACUUCUGCAUGGCCAUGACAUAAAUUUACCUGACCCUAAUGGUAUAACCCCAUUAAUGAUGAGUAUGAUGAAGAACAGGACGUUCUUGGCGGGUAAACUAUUAGAGAACGAUGCCAAUUUAAACGCACAAUGCAACAAAGGAAAAACUGCUCUGAUGUACGCGGCAGCUCAUGGGCACAGCAAAUGUUUGGCAAUCAUGCCUAGAGAAACUCUCCAAACAGAAAUCAUUGAUAGAGACGGGAACACGCUUCUCAACUUGGCAGCAAGGAAUGGCCGUGUGGCAUGCGUGAAAUUACUUCUGGAGCUUGGAGCUGAAGUCGAUAGUGCGGACAACGAAGGCGCGACGCCUCUCAUGAAUGGUGUUGAACGAAAGGGCUGCAUUCGACACCUGUUGGCAGCUGGCGCCGAUGUAAGCCGAACCACACUCAAUGGGCAAACUGCUCUCAUGAAGGCUGCGAGCUCUUUCUGUGGCAUACGUACUUUUGAUUUAUUGUUGAAGAAAAAUUCAGAUGUAAAUGCCCGAGACCAUUAUGGGAAGACUGCACUAAGGUAUGCUCUAUUUAAGGAAACGAUAGUCAAACUUUUACAUUGUAAAGCUGAUGUCAAUUUACCUGACAAUCUGGGCACGACGCCAUUAAUUUAUGCAGCCACAGAAUAUUACUCUAACAUACGAACUGUGGAGGACAUGCGAGAACAUGGCGGAGAUCCUGAUCAAUCAGUUAUAUCUAAAAGUAAUUUCCGUUCUAUUCUCGGUGGACGCGAUCCCAAAAUCAUCCAAAUUAUUGUUUCAAGUGGAGCUUUUCCAAAAUGCUCAGACGCUGAAAAUAAAACAGAAACACCUUUCAUGAUGGCGCUACAAAAAGAUAAAAUUGACGUCGCAAAAUAUCUUCUUAUCAACAAUUACCUCUUGACCUGUGACACUAUACAGUGGUCCAAUCCUGUCGCCAGGGGCCAUAUUUCUCACAAGGCCAAGUGUUUGUUGGAUGGCCUGUACUCCCAGCCGUGGCCGCUCUCCAAACUGGCACUCAUAUCCAUCUCGACGGCCGUUGGACCAAGCCCAGGGAGAAGAGGCAGAAUUCGUCAGCUUCCACUCCCACCACGGAUACAGCGGAUGUUGACGUUUGAAGAACUGACUUCUCAGAUAUGUGUUACCGAAUGGGAAAAUAUUGAUGUGUGUUUGGAUCCGGUGAAAUAUGAGGCCCGCUGUGUUCCUAGACCCAAAUUAUAUUUCUGGCCGUUUUUGAACAAGGUUGACAUGUUUGACUGCAGUAAAUGUCAAAGUAAAUGCUAUAAAUUUGAACAGUAAUAAUAACAAUAAUAGUAAUAAAGUUUAUUUUAAAAUCUCGCUUAAUCCGCAAAGUGCUCGAAGCGCGUUACAAAGGCAACCAUAUUAAAAGAGAAAUGGAAAAAAAAUCUAAAUUAUACCACAUUGAAAUACAAAGCGCAACAUUAUAAAAACUACAUACGAGAAUACCCACAAGCAGUAAUUGUGUUACACAACAAACAUUCAUAAACUGUUUUAAUCAAACCUGAUUUCAGGAUGCGACAACAAUAUCAGUAUUGAAACUCCCCCAUUUUGAACCAUCAUUUGUUAUGGCCCUUAGCUCCAUCUGACGCGUAGUCCUAGUCAUGAAAAGACAUUCAAAAUAAUAAUUAUAAUAAUUCAGACUCUUACCAAGCCCCUUGAUUAUAAUCUAUUCAAUCCUAUAUUUCACAGUUAUUUAAUUUUUUGGUGUUAUUUUUUUUUUUCGACUUAAAGCGAUUGAGAAAAUUAGCCAUGUGCGCUACAACCCUGAGAACUUCAGCUCGUCAACCUGAGACCAGGCGAAAUAUUUGAUAUAAGCACGAAUAUUUGAACAGAGAUAGGUAACAUAAAUUGAUCUUAUGAUUCUGAUCAGCUUUAGGAAUUAAGAUAUAUUCGCAUCAUUUCCUCUUCCUCAAAUGUUAACGUAUUCAUAAAAUGAUAAAAUUGAGGAUCUAAAAAGAUGAAGCUCCAGUUUCUCAAUGUUCGUGGAAUCUAUUCAUACAGUAUUAUGUUCGUCAAAUAAGCAAAGUUCUUGUUGAACGCAGACCUACUUUAAUAUUUCAAAUAAUGUGACCACCAUUUAAUCAAAACUUGUUUUUUCUCAUUGCUUUGGUCAACGCCUCCCCCACACACACUACCUCAAUGGUCAGAACGUAGCGAUUGAACAGCAAUGUGAACAGCUUUGUGACUUGUUAAAUGUUCAUUUCGUCUUCAGCGGUAACAACAUACGAUGCAUUUCAAUGAGUGUAAUAGUAUUACGUUUAUUUUUAUAUUUUCUAGCUAAUUAAUUUUUUAAUGAUUUUUUUAAUAUGUAAUGAGGUG
Lymnaea stagnalis (great pond snail) is the source of this 4649-nucleotide messenger RNA. Lineage: Eukaryota; Metazoa; Mollusca; Gastropoda; Lymnaeidae. The record is from the annotation of a GenBank genome assembly.